AUGAUCUCGAGUGCAAACCUUUAUGCUGGAGGCCAAAUCUCCCUAACACAGAAAAUUCUUGUGUCCCAGUCUGGAUUGUUUUACAGUGACACAACGGCUCGACGUGCUGCACUGCUGAAGCUGGCUGCACAACCCCUCCACCCCACGGGGGACAACUGCCAACAGCUCCUUGGCAGCUGCCGUUUGUGCCAGUUGUACCAGAGCUGACGGUUUCCUCAGGCCCUGGGAAUGCUGCUGGGAGCUUCCAAAAGUCCCCAAUGUCCUUGCCUUGCCUUCCGAGCUCUGGGGACGCAGUUGAGGAUCUUCUACUCUUCUCCACAUGUUACAUUCUGUUUCCUCUGCCCUAUCUCCCUAGGACGUAUGUCUACAACCACAACGAUAAUAGAUGGUAAGAACGGAUCCAUUCCCUCAUCAUCCAUGAAAGUGGGGAAGAAAUCAAUGACAGAAGACCUCGUGACAACCUUCAGCUCACCAGCAGCAUGGCUUCUUGUUGUUGCUCUGAUUGUUACCUGGUCAGCAGUAGCUAUUGUGAUGUUUGACUUGGUGGAUUACAAAGACUUCGCAGCCACCUAUUCACAACAUUGUGAUGAUCCCUGUUUACCACCUGGAAGAUCUGUUAACAAGCUCAGCACAGAACCACUGAGAAUCAUUCAUGAGACAUUGGAAGAAUCCACUGAUUGGCUCUAUGGCUUUAUUUCUUUACUGUCUGACUUCGUAUGGAGUGAUGAUGAUGAUGACAGUGAUGAAGGUGAAGUGGAAUCUUCCCUGAAAAAAGAAAUUCAAAAACAGAAAUCAGAGAGACAUGAAAAACGAACACCUCCAAAGGCAGUUCACAGAGACAAACCUGAAAAACAAGAAAAAAUGGAGAGAAAGGAACCCCUGAAGGUGACACAAAAAGACAAACUGGACAGACAAGAAAAGCCUGAAAAAAAGGAAAGGCAUGCAGCUAUUCACAAAGAGAAACCUGAAAAGCCAGAAAAACUUGAAAAGAAAGCACCUUCUAAAGUAAUUCAAAAAGACAAACCUGAAAGACAUGAAAAAGCUGAAAAGAAACCUCCUCCCAAAGAGGAGAAGAAAGUGAAGAGCACUAAAGUGGAAGCAAAAGCUAAAAAGGAAGUGAAGGAUGGAAAAGGAGAUGCAAAGAUAGCUGAGAAGGCCAAGCAGGCAGAGACUAAAACAACAGAAGUUGGGCUAAUAAAGGCCAAACCGAAAGUUAAGGAGGAAAAAGCUCUUCAGACUGUAACUAAAUCGGAAAAGAAAGAUCAAUAUGCAUUCUGUCGCUAUGUGAUUGACAUGUUUGCGCAAGGGGAUUUUUAUCCAGGUCCGGGACACAAGGAAAUGAUGCCACCUCGUCUUCUGCUAGAACAUAGUCCAAGAAAGAAACCAGCAGCUAUUGAAGAGAAUAAAGAGGAAAAGACUAAUGCAAAGAAGGUUAUGACUGAAACUAAGAAGAAAGAAAAAGAAGGGAAAAAAGAGAAAGCUCAUGAGAAGACAGCUGUCCCUGAAACUAAAAAAGCAGGGACUCAGUGGCAUGAAAGGCACUCUAUAAGCUUAGAGGGAUAUUUUUUUUUUUAUAAAAAAGAAGCUGCUGCAUCCAAAGAGCUCAAAAAGCCAGCAAAAGCUCCUGCAGCCAACCCAGCCAACAAAAAAGCAGCAGCACCAGAACCACACAAGAAAGAAAAAAUGAUGGACGCUGCAUCUGUGGAAACUCAGAAGUCAAGAGCAGUACCUGAAAGGAAGGAAGUAAAAGCAAUGAAGGCAGCAGAGCAAGAUAAACCAAAGAUGAAACAAGGAAAUCCUGGAAAAGAGAAAGAGUUGAAGUCUUCACCUGCUACAAAAGAUAAAGAACAUGCUAAAGAAAAGGAAGGAAAGAAUCCUACAUCUUUAAAAGAGAAAGAUUCUCUGAAAGGAAAAAACCCCAAGAAUCCAGAAGGGUCAAAAGAAAAAGAGACUGCUAAAAGAAAAGAUGUGAAGCCUCCAGCAGCCUUAAAGGAAAAGGACUCUUCAAAAGGAAAAGAAGUGAAGGCUUCAACUGUGACUAAGGAAAAAGCUGCGGUGAAAAAGGAGGGGGAGAAGAAAGCUACCUCAGAGAAACCUCAUGAACACAAGCAUGAACGUACUAAACAUGACAAAGCUGUCCCUCAAACUAAGCCAGAGGAGAAAAUAAAACAACAAAAGACCACUCCAACUGAGAAGUCAGUCCAGACAAAACCAGCAAAGCAUGAAAGAGUCAAGCAUGAAAAAGAUGUUCCACCUACAAAACCAGCAAUGAAAAGGACAAAGACAGCUAAGGAAAAAGAAGAAAAACCAACUGGGAAGAAACACCUGAAAGAUGAAAAAAACAAAGGAGUCCCACCAGUAAAAGAAGCUCCACGACAUCACAACCUGACGUCAGCUCCUGUCCGCUACUUCCAAUGUGUCUUCUUAAAUGGACCUAAUGGACUUGGCCUGCAGUUUCCCAUUAAUUCUCCUUCAGACAGGGAAGAAAAAACUCACUCCAGGUCUUCCAAGAGAAACACAAGGAAACCAGGGCAGUAG
Molecule: messenger RNA, 2538 nt
Organism: Indicator indicator
Lineage: Eukaryota; Metazoa; Chordata; Aves; Piciformes; Indicatoridae
Gene: TRDN
Product: triadin
Cellular component (GO): sarcoplasmic reticulum; membrane
Molecular function (GO): signaling receptor binding
Source: RefSeq, a predicted model, not a curated record